Molecule: messenger RNA, 2224 nt
Organism: Carassius auratus (goldfish)
Lineage: Eukaryota; Metazoa; Chordata; Actinopteri; Cypriniformes; Cyprinidae
Gene: nkx3-2
Product: NK3 homeobox 2
Exons: 2
Coding region: 635-1375 (246 amino acids)
Biological process (GO): regulation of transcription by RNA polymerase II; cell differentiation
Cellular component (GO): nucleus
Molecular function (GO): RNA polymerase II cis-regulatory region sequence-specific DNA binding; DNA-binding transcription factor activity, RNA polymerase II-specific
Source: RefSeq, a predicted model, not a curated record
GACAUGCUACUUACUUGAUCCGACGGCGAGUGACCCGAGAAUAAAACCAGACACAAAAAAGAUCUACAGUAGCUACGUGAUGUUACCGAGCACUGAACAAUGAUGGACUUGAUCUUAAAAACGUUCAUCUGAACGAUGCGGGAGUUUGUGGCGGGUUCAGGUUUCGGUAAUUGCGUUACAUCUCGCUUUUGCGCAGUUUUUUUGCGUCUGAUCGUGUUGUAGAUCUACUUUGUCAUCAGCUCGCAUUUAGUCGUCACUGUCAUUUAAAGGGUCACUGAUAUCUUUUCACACAGGGCUGCAGCUCUCCUCGGGUGUUUAAGGGUUAACGGGUUACGCGUUCUGGGUGUUCUGUAAUCUGUGGACGCUCCCCGCAGCCAAUCAGAAGUUGGGACGGGUGUCUGUCUGGCCAAUGGGAGUGCGCUGAGGGUCAGUGUCAGCCGCAGGUGAAGUGUACAGUAGCGCUGUGUUCGUUCACACUCGCGUUCUGGCGACGUGGACGCGCAUCACCGAUCUCCCCUUCACGCGCGCCGCGAUGCGAGCGAGCUGCCGCCUCGGGGCUCAAUCUCCAUCUGACCCGGAUCUGGAGCUCCUAACCCCGUCGCUUUACAAUCAACAGUGACUUCUCCUGCCGAGGAUGGCUGUGCGCAGUAACUCUCUGAUGCCGUUCUCCAUUCAAGCCAUCCUGAACCGAAAAGACGAGUCUCGACACUUGAACGAUCUGGAGGUUUGUUUCUCAAAAAGCGCUUGCUGGAAGAUCUUCGGUGGCAUGGAUGAACCGGACAGGAGCGACGAGAGAGAGCACAAGAACUACGACUCGGACUCCGGGAUGAGCGAGGACACCGACAGUAAAGCGCAGAUCGACGCAAAGCCCGAGAAAGACGCAGAUUUAGCGGAAGACACGGACCCGGAGUCCACGGCGGAGCACUGCGGAGCCCGGGAGCGUGUGUCCGACUGCACCGGCGCCGAGGAGAAGAGCAGCGAUCAGCCCAAGCAGCGGAAGAAGCGCUCGCGCGCCGCGUUCUCUCACGCGCAGGUGUUCGAGCUCGAGCGUCGCUUCAAUCACCAGCGCUAUCUGUCGGGACCGGAGCGCGCGGACCUCGCCGCCUCCCUCAAACUCACCGAGACGCAGGUCAAGAUCUGGUUCCAGAACCGACGGUACAAGACCAAGCGACGCCAGAUGGCCGCCGAUCUGCUGGCCUCGGCCCCGGCGGCGAAGAAGGUGGCCGUGAAGGUGCUGGUCCGGGACGACCGGAGACAAUACAGCCCCGGAGAACUACUGCGACCGCCGCUGCUCUCCCUGCAGCCGCCCUAUUACUACCCGUACACGUACUGCCUGCCCGCCUGGAGCCUGUCCUCCUGCUCCGGGAGCCAGUGACACCGGGACUCACGAAUAUUUAUUCUCCUAAAGACAGUGGUUUACUGAACACACCGACCGAGGAGCCAAAACCGGGAGAUUUACGGCCGAAGCUGCCAGGACUACACCCGUUUUACUCCGUUUAACACCGCAUUAGGAUGUGAUCUCCGAAUGUGUCGGGUUUAAGCAAAACAUUGUUUCUUCUGAAUCUGCUCGGAAACAGCACUUGAUGUCGUUACUGCGCGCGCUCGGUAACGGUAAGACUGGCACUUUCCCCCGCAAUACAAACGAUCACAAUCAGAGACCGACACUGCUCCGGUGGACUCCAGGACCCUCUCAACCUUUAUUCCACAUGUAUGUUUUCAUAUUAGUGUAACGAGUUUUGUUUAAUGAAAAAGAAACAUUAAAACAUAUGAAGCAUAAUUCCAGUCGUGUUUCUCGUGUUUUAUGAGAUCCUCAAAGUAAAGCAGGAAAUGAAUGCUCCGUGACACGAGCCACUGGAGUCCCUAAAUUACUGAGAAACAGCCAGGGAGAGCCCAAACCCGCCCUGUGUGGCCAGAUAAGUGUGUUCAUUAAUAUUUCAGACCCGCGUAAAAAGCUUCUCUUCGUUUGUUAAUAUUUACUGAAGACGGAGAAGAAGAAACUUCGGAUUAAUUCGUGUCCGCGAUAAAAGAUUCGAAACCGUGCAAACAAUAAGAUCAACGAAUAUAAUCAAACAUCACCUUCAGUCAUGCUAAUUAUAAUAAUACUAAUAAAUGGAGCGGGUUUAUGAUUUAAUGUUAUAUUUUAUCGCGUUUCAAACACUCGCGAGUCUCUCAAUAACUAUGACAGUAAAUAUGUGUGAAUAUAAAUGUGUCAAUUACACUUCAA